UGUGGCUAAAACCCACCGCCAAAACAUACAUUUGCAUCUCUGGUUUCAGUAAUCCGCAAGAUAUUGAAGCAUUCGACAAAGUGUUGUCAAAAAAAGGCUACAAGGACGCUUGCAGACCCUUGGAAUUCUGCUAUGAACUGAGUCACAUCACACUCUCAGCUAGCUCCGGGGUAUACGACGUGAAGUCUUCCAGCACAGGGACUCUUUGCGGCAGCAUAGCUAUCUUUGUGCAGUCCAAUGGGCCUCAGAUCAAGUCAACUAUCGGGGGACUAAUUGAGGUUGAUAGUCAGAGUUUUGCCUUGACAACAAAACACAGACCGGAGACCGAGAUGGUCACAGAUAGCGAGGAAGACAGUCCAUCCUUGGCUGACUUGAUGCUGAAACUUCUCGAAGACAGAGGAGUCGAAGAACUCACUCCCCAGAAAUCUCCCCCUGCAUCCGUUGAUAGUUCAAACAAAGGGGCUAUGACUCCUUUGGUGGACGAGGUUGACACCUGGGAGGAUUGGGACCUCAUUCCUAUCGAAAAAGCACGACGCCUACCGAAUUUCGUCCCCAAUAACAAAUCGUCGGAGAACACGACGAGAAGUAGACCGGUCACCAAGUUCGUCGACUUCGACACGAACAGCUUUUACAAUGCCCUCCCGUGGCCAGUCCUCAUCAUCUCGGGCAUGAGCGGCGUCCUUGACGGACUGCUGUCCUCGAAUCCCUCGUACAUGCAUUGCGGUAUAGACAGCUCCCACGAAGUGUGGACUGUCAAGCUGAAGCAACACGAUCUCCAAGCAGGUGACUCCGGCUCAUGGGUCGUCCGAAAGAGCGAUCACGGCCUUCUCGGUAUGGUGGUGGCACGCUCAGCUGGCACGGCUUACAUGGUAUCAUUUGACAAGAUAAGAGAGAGCAUUGAGAGGAGUAGGAGUUUGGCGCCACACUCCGUCGAAUUGCCGAAAUUUUCAACCAAGAGAAGUCUCUCUCAACGCCGUGCACAGCUCAUGUCGGAUAUCAACGAAGGUCUCUCUCAAUAUCAUGAGGCUACACCCCCCGACAACGCCAUGACCCAAAACAACCCCGUGGGAUUGCGUCUCUCCAGUCUAGUGUCCCCGCUAGGCUCUGCACUUCAGACACUGCAAAACCUCAUGUCGACGGUGAUAGGCCCCAUGAAAGACGUGUUGAAGCCGUACAUGGAAAAUCCCCCAGCACGAAUUCCAAGGAGCGGUGGCGAAUCGGAGCCGCUUUUCAAUAUCGCAAACCUCCCUAACAGCUUUCCCUCUCUCCUCCAAGCGCUUGACACCCGCACAAUUCUCGAUGUAUGCCGUUGCGUCCAUCCCUUGCAGUACGUCUCGUUUGCUGUUGCAGUACUCUUCAUAUCCCUUCGGCUUUCUGUCGGCCCUGCAACCAUACCCGUUGGCUUUUUCUACUGGUUUCCCCUCUAUAAUUGCGUACUGCUUUAUUUAGCCGGAGCUUUGAUUUUUGUACGCAACCCCAUUGGGCGCACCUCAGAAGAGUCUCAUGGGGACUAUCACAUCCGACUGAGAAGGAUAAACGCUUUCAGAAAACACUUCUUAAUGUGGAUGGCGAUUUAUUGGGGGAGGUGUGAUUUCUAUGCUGUUGGAAUUUGCUUGAUAUCAGGCGACGAGUUAGACGAGGAUCUAUCAUGGCACAUGUUCUGCCGAGCUAGAGACGCAUCUUCUCCCCAAACCCCAACGAAAUCCACAGUGAAGGAAGCAUCCCGGUCCAUUUGGAAGUUGAUCUCUUCCGAUUUCAGGGGCUUCCGUGGAAUGUUCGAGGUGUCUUAUACAGCUAUUGCAUGGUUUCUUUACACGAAGAUAUUUCGACGGCCAAACCCCAUGCCUUCUGACGAGGAUGAACCCAGAGGACCCCAGGCGUCUGAAAGGGCCAGAAAUAUCCCAUAUGACGAUGAUGGGCCAUCGCGAUCGAGAUGAGAAACCAAGUUGUCCACUCCUAGCAUCUCUCGAAUACACGAUACAAGCCCUUCAGAUCAGCAACCUCCAACACGGCAGCCUUCAUCAACGACGUAGUCGCAACCAACCUCGCCUUGAAGGCAGGGAAGAACACAUGCUCAAUCGCGAAACGCACAUUUCUCCGCCGUUCCGCAAGCUGAUCAUCGAUCUUGACCUCCUCCUCAUUCUCGUCAGCCUCCCCGCCAACCGUCGGCGGCAGCUGCUCAGGCACAUAGAAAGACGCCAACUCUUUCAAAAAGGUAUCAAAACACAGCUUCUCAUCCUCCCAGUUGACGCAGGGUCCGAGACGCAGCAGGAAACGAGGCAACUUGACCAUGGCGGGUGUGUAGCCCUUGAUCAGGAGGGGGAUGGUGAGCAGCUCGCCCGCAGGGGAAACUUCGAGGGAGAAGUACUCGGUAAGCAUUUCACGCCGCUCAAUGAGCUGGGCGGCGACCUUCUCGACAACGUCAUCAAUUUCAAAGUCCUCUUCGGGAGACUCGAUAUUCGCCUUCUCAACCUCAGCGCCGAUGCGGAGGAUCUCUCGCAGGUCCAGCGGCGGCGUGAAGCGGAUGGUGCCAAAAUUGCCAAAAUCCGUCAGCCCGACUUGAUAGCAGUACUCGUAACAGGUCCGACCGUAGUCAAUAAGAUACAUCUUGACACCGCCCUGAAUAGCGGCCAAUCGACGACGUUCGUCGACGACGCCGACAAAUGUGUGAUUUGCAAAGAUUUCUGUGAGGUCGUUGUGCAUGUCUUCCCUUACCUCGGCCCGAAGCUCCUUGACGCUAGUAAGCCUCAUUGGUGCAAAGGGCCUAUCGACCGUUUCGUACUGAAUGUGCUCCGAGGCAGACAAGGCGUUCUCGUCAGCUGCCCCGGCUGCAGCCGCAGUAAGCCCGGGCGAUGCCUUGGAGGGCGUAGCAGCUGUGGCUGAGGGCAGCAUGCUGGUGAUUUUCCGCAAGCUCGUAUCGGUACGGACGAGGUUGUUAGAGUUCCUCCGUGGUCUUUUCGAGCCUGGCGUUUCUCUUGCGGGCGUCGCUGGGGUUCCCUCGCCCUCGGCCUGAGGGGAUAUCUCCAUCAUCUGACCACCCGGGAGCAAGCUCUGUGUCAUGAAUGUGCGACUUGUGUCUACCUCUGCCAGCUUAGAGCGUAUGUGCUCGCAUAUUGAUUGAAUGACGUCAUCUUCGUUCAGGAAAUGCACUUCUUGCUUCGUGGGAUGGACGUUGACGUCGACUCGAGCAGGGUCGAUCUCGAGGCUGAGGUAGAUGAAUGGCCGACCGCCCUUGGGUAAAAAUGAGGCGUACAGCUGCUCAAGCGCCUUUCUUAUGGUAGUUGACUCUACACACCGGUGGUUGAUGAAUAGGAGAAAGGUAGUCUUUUUAAUGUUGUAGUUGGCGUUCGUAGCCCAUCCAGUAGCCUUGAAGCCCCAACGGUCUUCUGAGGUUGAGAACUGCAUUAACUCGUUGGCGACACUUGAGCCGUAUAUCUGCCGUAUUCGGUCGAUUUCGCUUGCUGCAGCUUGGAUGGAUACACUGGUACCCGAUUCGCCGUGCUUCUUGCAGGAGAAGCCCACUCCCUUACAGUGGAUGGCGUAACGUCCAACAAUGUCGAUGAUCUUAUUGUAUUCCUCAGCAGGCGACCUAAAUGCUCUUCGACGUGUCGGUAUGUUAUAGAACAUGUCUUCGACGCUGAUCUGCGUACCCUGGCGCCCAGCAGUGGGCUUGGGCUCGGCCGACUGACCGGGCUUGGCCGGAGCCAGCUUGCCAUCGAGAUAUGUGGCACGCCAUGCGCAAUUCGAGUCUUU
This is a messenger RNA of Colletotrichum scovillei, 3753 nucleotides long. RefSeq lists its product as uncharacterized. The transcript is spliced from 3 exons. The record is from RefSeq and is a predicted model, not a curated record. The coding region runs from base 330 to 1937 and encodes 535 amino acids. Lineage: Eukaryota; Fungi; Ascomycota; Sordariomycetes; Glomerellales; Glomerellaceae.